Messenger RNA from Molossus molossus (Pallas's mastiff bat), 297 nucleotides. It is a transcript of the gene TMSB10, whose product is annotated as thymosin beta 10. The coding region runs from base 111 to 245 and encodes 44 amino acids. Lineage: Eukaryota; Metazoa; Chordata; Mammalia; Chiroptera; Molossidae. The transcript is spliced from 3 exons. Gene Ontology annotation, molecular function: actin monomer binding. Gene Ontology annotation, cellular component: cytoplasm. The record is from RefSeq and is a predicted model, not a curated record. Gene Ontology annotation, biological process: actin filament organization; regulation of cell migration.
GGCGUAUAUAAGGCGAGGGGCGGGCGCCGCUCUUUUGUCUCUUGCUGCAGCGACGCGAGUGGGGUCCGUUAGCCCGAUCGAGGAGCGAAGGCCGAGGACUGUUUAAGAAAAUGGCAGACAAGCCGGACAUGGGGGAAGUCGCCAGCUUCGAUAAGGCCAAGCUGAAGAAGACGGAGACGCAGGAGAAGAACACCCUGCCGACCAAAGAGACCAUUGAGCAGGAGAAGCAGAGUGAAAUUUCCUAAGAACCUGGAGGACUCCCCAUCCCCGUCAUCUUUGGGAUCCCAGUCGUGAGUG